This is a messenger RNA of Aphanomyces invadans, 3851 nucleotides long. RefSeq lists its product as hypothetical. Gene Ontology annotation, cellular component: plasma membrane. Gene Ontology annotation, biological process: transmembrane transport. Gene Ontology annotation, molecular function: xenobiotic transmembrane transporter activity; antiporter activity; cysteine-type deubiquitinase activity. The coding region runs from base 16 to 1920 and encodes 634 amino acids. The transcript is spliced from 3 exons. Lineage: Eukaryota; Oomycota; Saprolegniomycetes; Saprolegniales; Verrucalvaceae. The record is from RefSeq and is a predicted model, not a curated record.
GCCAGCUCGACGAGAAUGGGCACGUGGGCCGACAAGCGCCGCCGCGAGGAAGAGCUGUUCUUCGUCCAGCAACAUGAGGCCCCACCGUCGCUUCCUCGCGGCCACGUUUGGUUUCUCGUCGACGCCAAGUGGAUGGAGCGGUGGUGGUCGUACGUGACUACUCCAGACUGCCCAGCCCCUGGGCCUAUCGCGAAUGAAGUUUUGGUCGAGGAUGGGUGGCAGCUCCGCCUCAAUGGCGACGCGCCUGGCCAUGCAGACAAGCCGCUCUUGGCCUUGCACCUGGGCACUGACUACGUUUGCGUGACGGCGCUGGUAUGGUGCUUUUUGGCGGAGUUGCAUGGCUCCAGUGCACUUCCUCCAUUAGCUCGAUAUACGAAGGAUAUUUACGGCGAGCUAGUACCGAUGACGUCGCUCGAAAAGAUCAUGAAAGGCCCUCGUUUACAAGCUAAAGUGUUGGCAACGUCGUUCAACCAAUAUGCAAGUGAGAACACUUCGCCACACGCACGGACAUGCGACAAGAAAGCGCCGACGACUGGUGCCGACAGAAUUUGGCAAGUCUUGGCAUUGGUACCGCUGGAACUUUGGACGCAGCUGCAGUUUUGCACUCUCCUUCUCACGGACAUGGUCAUUCGUGCCCGUUUUGGUGCAUCGCAAUGGCAAGGAUCGGCGUGGACGACUAUCUGGAUCAGCGUUCCAACCCUCUUCGUUCAAUUUAUACUUUUGACGGUGGGCGUUCUCGGCGCCAACGCAACUGCCGCAGGAGCUCCGCAAGUUGUUGGAGUCUGGCUCCAGGCAGCGCUUGUGUUUGCACUGGUCGCCGCCGUGCCAGCCACACUGUGGUAUGCAUACCUCGCAGACUCCCUUUCGUGGAUUGCCAAAGACCAAGCUACGUUGGCGACUGCUCAAGAAUUUGCGUCGACGUUAGCCAUUGGUUUAUGGCCCCAGUUUGCCUUUACCGCGAUCGCGUCGGUGGUGGCUAGCCGAGGCAGCACUGCGCCCGUCAUAGUCGCCCACGUAGCAACUUGGCUCCUGAACGCUCUGCUCAACUUGGUACUCGUCGAUGGAUGGUAUGGUGUCCCCGCCUUGGGUGUCGCCGGGUCUGCCUGGGCGACGGUAACCAGCCAGUUUGUCCAGUGGAUUGUGUUCACGACGUGGGUUGUCUUCGUUUCAUCUCCAUCCUUCAACGAGAACUGGGGUGGGUGGACUAGAGAAUGCCUUUGCCGCCUUCAAACGUUUAUUGUGACCGCACUCUCAACCUCCGCCGUAUGGACUAGUACUGUGCCUUGGCUAGCCCUCGUCAUGGUCAUGAGCUUUGCGGAGACGACGACAUCCGUAGCCAGUGCCGCCGUGCAAGCCAUCUUCCUGUGUUUGCUUCAGUGCGGCCGACUGUGCGCCCAAGGAAUUGUGAACGUCGCCUUCAACGCCACGACCAAGGUCCGAAUUGCAGCCACCGUCAUCCUCGUCUUUGGGAUGGGCGCGCAUUGCGCAGGUGUUCGGUUCGGGGGAAUCCCGGUUUACCGCUACUUUUGGGGACCCGACGUCUCGAGCAUGAUGGCAUUCCAGUCGCUGCAGCCUGCGUAUUGUUGGGCGGUGGGGAUCCUCACGUGCUCGAGUACAAUGCAAGUGUGGCUCUUGGAUCGCUCAGACGACGCAUUUUUUCAACGCGUCGGGCAGAUUGGUGCGACGGCGGUCGUGUACGUACCUCUGGCAUAUGUGAUGAGUGUGCAGUGGCAGUGGGGGCUCGGAGGACUGUGGUGGGCGGUCGUGUGCAGCGAACUGUGGGUUAUCUUGGCGCUGUGCUGGGCCACGGUACGAGGCAAGAUUUGCACCCACGAGUGCGAAGAAACGCGAUCGCUGCUGCCUUCAACUGCCUCCACCAAGCCACCGUCACGAGACAGUCCUCAGUUUGUAAGCGUGUAGCUAAAAUAACACGAUGUGACGAUCUCAUUGUCCGCCAUAGGGUGAUGCGAGGGAUGGACAGAGAGGACGUGCAGGAGCGCUGGAGGUCGAAAACAUGUCCACGAACGCGGCGCCGACACCGACCAGUGAUGAAUUGGGCAAAUGGAUUGCCAGCGCCAACUUGCAACUGGAUUCAAUGGAGCAAGCGUCAUGGCGACCCUCAUGCUUGGAUUGGUUGCGGUGCUGGCGACGGCUUGGUGGUAUCGAGACAGUAGCGAUAUGCAACGGUGGAUCGCAUUCGUGGAUGCCAGGCGAGCGAGGUCACGAACAGAUUGGAGGGGGUGGGGAGUCAUUGCAACAGAAUACUUCGUUGUAUCGGCGCCUUCAGGAACAUGUGGAGCCAUCGAAUCAUGCCGCUCCGUUGAAGGAUUCUGCUGGUCUGGAUGCAAGUGGACUCUGUGGACUGUGUUGCAAGUCACAGCAAGGACGCAAAACUAGCCAACGUCGUGCUGGACAGCUUGGCAAUAUUCAGUCAAUGACGACGGAUCGAGGUGAUGACGUUCACGGCACAGGAUCAUGUUGUGGCUGCUGGAAGGGUUUUCCAACAUCCAAUUCAAGCGAUCAACGGAACCGACCGCUCCCUCCAGAGCACAGCCCGUCGUGUAGUAUGUGUGGCUUGCAGAUAUUGCUCUGCUGCGGACGCACAGUCGCGCGCCCGAGCAGCCGCGCUGAUGUGACGGCUGAACUGGCGAAUCUGUAUCGAAAAGACUAUCAAGUGAAGGCGCCAGCGACCAGUCCGAGUAAAGCGCGUGGUGGAAAGAGAUCAAACAAAGAUCCGUUGGAGUCGCGUCGGCGCCAAGUGGGGCCUUCCAGACAUGAAAGGGAUGCGACCUAUGGGACUUUGCAGUCAACAAGCGGACAGUCCACUCGCAUGUUCGCAUUGACCAACCAAGGCGAUCGCGACCAUUGCUUAUGCAGUGCUUUUUCGUGCUUGUCGUGCCUUGGGCCGAUGGCGAGCGACGGCAAGCCAAGGCAUACAGCAGGCAAUGAUGUUGCCAAGCGAGCUUCUCGGACACUUGGACCUCAAGAUUGUCGACAAGGCAAUCAAGUCACCGAAGGGCAUUUUAACACAACGGCUGAACAAGACGCAUGUGAAGGAAACUACUCACAACGCGCAAAGCACACCAUGCUGCCUUCAACCACAACUCACGGCACGCUUUCCACGCGCACAGGCAACAACGAUGUGCUUGCUCUGGCCAAGCCAUCGUGCUGGAAUUGGCUGUUGGCCAAUUGCUUAUCCAGUGACCGCAGUUCUACAGGCACAGUCGAUGAAGACGCUCGAGUUGCCGGCAACACCUUGGCACCUCACCAGAAAAUUGACUCGAAUGGAGACGGCGAAACGCGGGUGACAGGAACUAUAACGACGUCGCAAUCGGCAACGCACGAUUCGAUGACUUCCUCAAGCAAUCCAACCCAACCUACGUUGCCAACAAAAUCCUUGAGUCAUGUGAGAGUUCAAAGGUCCGGCAUUGCGUCAUCCCCACACACAAACUCGUCUACGAGUGGUUCAGACCGUCCAUUGGACGUUCGUAACCAAGAUCCAAACGAAGCAGGUGAAGCUCAGCACUACGAGAGGUCGACGAGUGGUAAUCGGUCGUCGCGUGGCGGAGCACCUUCCAGUACAGGCUCGACACACGAUGUUUUUCAACAAUUUGGCGGUAGCUCGGAGAUCACGAUGACUCCAGGGGAAUCUGCUUCAAAUUUUUCAAGAUCGACGGCAACAAAUGCUACAUCUCGUCAUACGUCGCACGAUGUGACGACGGAUGCUGACGCGUGCAAUGGUGGAGAAGUGGCAUCCAAGAAACAACUGGACUGCGAUGCCCAGGCAGCGUAUUUCGUCCAAGGAGGCAUGUCAAGUUCUAGUCUUUUACGGUCGACGUCUGCGUUUUCGU